This is a messenger RNA of Macrobrachium nipponense, 13543 nucleotides long. RefSeq names its product histone-lysine N-methyltransferase, H3 lysine-79 specific-like (gene gpp). Gene Ontology annotation, biological process: DNA damage checkpoint signaling; DNA repair; regulation of transcription regulatory region DNA binding. NCBI's taxonomy places the organism in Eukaryota, Metazoa, Arthropoda, Malacostraca, Decapoda, Palaemonidae. Gene Ontology annotation, cellular component: nucleus. The coding region runs from base 190 to 5031 and encodes 1613 amino acids. Gene Ontology annotation, molecular function: histone H3K79 methyltransferase activity. The record is from RefSeq and is a predicted model, not a curated record. The transcript is spliced from 19 exons.
AUGGGAAGUGAGGACACGUGUGUGUGAGAGCCGCUCCAAGUAUGGGGCUGCUGCUGGCUUUUCCGAAGUCUAGUAGGGGAUAUCAGUGAUUAUUAUAAUAUUAAUAAUAAGAUAUAUAUAAAGAAAAUAAUAAGGGAAAAAAUAAAGUGUCGCGAAUCAAUCAGUGGCGAUUUAAAUAUAUAGAUAAUAAUGCCGGAGUCUGAAAAAUCUCUAGACCUCAAACUUCACAGUCCUGCUGGUGUGGACCCCAUUGUAUAUCACUGGCCGCUGACGUCGGGUUCAGGAGCGGACAAGCACGAUGGAGCCUAUGAGAUCGUGGAGACAAUACGAUGGGUGUGCGAGGAUAUCCCCGAGCUCAAGAGAGCUAUGGAGGUGAACAUUCUGUCGGACUACGACACGCGCAGUUAUGAAAGUAUGAGGCAGCUGUGUGACAAGUAUAACCGAACCAUCGACUCCAUCCUUCAGCUGGAGAAAGGAACCAGCCUCCCUGCCACCCGCCUCAACAAGCGACCAUCCCGUGCGAUGCUAAAGCACAUCAUAACCCAAAUUUACAACCAUGCUGUCGUUGAUCCUGAUAAACUCAAUCAGUACGAACCUUUCUCACCAGAGGUGUACGGCGAAACUUCUUUCGAGUUGAUUUGCCAGAUGAUUGAUCAGAUCCAUAUCACGGAAGACGACACUUUUGUAGAUUUGGGGUCCGGUGUUGGCCAGGUGGUGCUGCAGAUGGCAGCUUUAACGCCAUGCAAGAUCUGCAUCGGUAUAGAAAAGGCCGACACCCCGUGCAGGUAUGCCAUGGAAAUGGACCGUCUUUACAACAAGUGGAUGAGAUGGUAUGGCAAAAAACACAGUGAAUACAAGUUACUUAAAGGCGAUUUCCUGAAGAAAGAACAUCGUGAAGCCAUCACUGGGUCUUCCAUUGUUUUUGUUAAUAACUUUGCUUUCGGCCCCAACGUUGACCACAUGUUGAAGGAAGUCUUUGCCGACCUUAAAGAUGGUGCCCGCAUUGUCUCUUCAAAAUCCUUUUGUCCGCUUAAUUUCAGAAUAACCGAUAGAAACCUUAGUGAUAUUGGAACCAUAAUGCAUGUGUCGGAGUUAUCGCCACUGAAGGGCUCAGUAUCUUGGACAGGCAAACCUGUCUCGUACUUCCUUCACAUAAUUGACCGUACAAAGUUGGAGCGCUAUUUCCAAAGACUUAAGAACCCCAAACUGAGGUCUGCAAAAAAUGGCGAGGAUAAAAUGGACGACGAGUCUCCAGGAGUACGCAGAGUGCGAAGGGACCUAACCAAGGCCUCACUUAACUCUGAGACUUCAUCUAAUAAUUCAUCAGAUCAGAAUAAAGAUCUUGAUGACCCAGUUAUUGGUCCAACUACUAGGCGGGCUUGGAAUGAUUGGUGUUCUAGUUCAACCGUAUUAAAUUCUUCUUCUUCGGCUAAAACAACUCCAAAGGGCUCGUCAUGCAGAAGUUCAGCAGAUGAAAAUGAUGACAGUGUUAGCAAUGGUCCCACCAGGCAUCCAAGAGCUGGAACUAGAAGGAGAAAUACUCAGCGAAGAGCAGCGGCUUCCAAACCUUCUAUUGUGGAUGACCCAGACCCUCCAAUUGUGCCCCGUGCGCCAAGACGUUCAGGGCUAGGUGGGAGACAGCGUGGUGGGAAGCGUGGUCAGAGAUCAAAGAAGGUCAUCAAGAUCAAUGGUCUUGAUCUUCUCCAUACUCAGACUCUUCUUAGUACUAAUUCUGAUGAUGCCUCAGGGAAAUCAUCAUCCUAUAAGGAUCCUGCACCAGGGUGCGUUGAUCAGAAGUUGUCUAUGAUUUCUGCAUCGACGACUGGUGGUAUCUUGCGACAUGAAGAGUUACCCAUUCCUCCCAGCUCAAACACACCUUAUGCACUUGAAGUCUUAUUGGACAUCAUGCGUCAACAGUACCUGACUCUCAUAGAUUCCUUUAAGAAACCCGAAUAUAAAGAUUAUGUGUUGAAACAGAUGGAAAAUGAAAAGGAGAAAAACAAGUCUUUAAAAUCCAGAGCAGCCCAGCUGGAAAGACAAAUAAAAGUUCUAAUAGAUGAUUCCGUGGCUUUGUUACGCUCUCGCAUAUCUGAGUUGGGAAUGACGGCAGCCAAUCCAGAAGAUCUUUUAAACAGAGCAAAGGAAAUUGUUUGGCGGCAUAAGGAACUGCAGGCAAACGUUUCAUCCCUCCACCAACAAGUCACAUCAGCCGAAGAGGAAAAGGAUAGAUUGGUUCGGUUGCGACAGCAUGAAAUUAUCAAUAAGUAUCGGAGAAAUGGGCAUGUCAAUGGGAGUAUUGAUAUGUCUAAUCUCACUCAAGAGUUUAUCCUACGGGAAAUAUCUCAGACCCUGUCCCAGCGUAAGAAACUUCACACUCAAGUUUCAAGAUUAGAAAGUGAAGUUGAUAACUUGGAGAGCACCACUGCCACUGAUGGCAGUAAAAACGUUCCUCAGAAUUCUCGUUCUGACAAAUCUCCGGGAAGGCACAAAACGAGGCAUCGCAGUCGUAAUCAGGAGUGGCCUAAUAUCCCAGAAGUAGGUAAGAUUGAAGAGAAGAAUCCAGAAAUAUUAGCUCAAAAAAUAUUAGAAACCGGGAGACAAAUUGAAGCUGGACGAAUUCCCGUUCUUCCGCCCGGCACCGAAGUAAAGGUGCACGACGGUCGCUCGGCCGUGGAGGGAAUGCGAGGUCAUCCAGUCGAGCCCAGGCAGUGCGACAUAAGAACGCAUUCGCAUCAACUCCAAGAACCGGGGCGAGUCGUGGUAUUAGCCCAGAGAUACUUGCCUGGAAAUCAAGUUCCUGCGAAGACGGAGUUACCUCCUCAGCAAGAGACCAAAUAUCAACCCCCUACUUCUCGUCCUCCCUCGGAUAAAAACCAAAGAUCUUUCUCUAUGAUACGGGCACAAGAGCCUCCUAGAGUAGCUGAUUUUGAAGAUCGGUUGAAGUUGAUAAUAACCAACGUUCUAAACGAAGAUAAGUCUCCGGCACAAGCUGUGCCUCCGAGACCCUCGCCAAUAGCUUCGCAAAUAAAUGCACCGUACCCCUCUCCUGGCGGGCCGUUGAGAACGGAAUUUAAACGCGAAAACAGAGAGAGAAAAGGAGAACUUCGUGAAAUACGCGAACUACGGGAGUCAAAAAUUGGUCAGCCCGAUUACACCCAAGUAUCACCAGCUAAAUUAGCAUUAAGAAGACACCUCUCUCAGGAAAAGUUAGCUUUAGAAAAUGUUUCGCCCAAUUCCCUCAGAGGGUCAACCAUCACCAGAAAUGUAGGUGACCUUAUCAGCUCAGAAGUAGAACGUACCUUGGAGAUUUCCUCUCAGUCUUUGAUAAAUGCUGCUGUUGAUAUGACUAUCUCAGGAAAAGCUAUUUCUCCCAGACCAAAUUCCAGAAUAGCAAGAAUAGUGGAGGAAAGUUAUAGCAAGCCACAUACUCCUGACAGUAGUGAGGGUCGUCAGCAGUCCCCAGCUUUAAGAACUGUCUAUUCUCCUAUUUCAAGGCCAAAUAGCACAGAGAGUUUGCCCUCCAAUCCACACACUCCUCAAGUGAUGGAGGGUCUAAUGUAUCCACGUGUCAAAUCUCCAAGAGGUCCUCAGUAUGAAGAGAAACCUCAUAUGCCACCGCCUGUUCCUUCACCGGGUCGAGACGGGUUAGAAGCGCGUUUAGCCUCUAUGUAUGCAAAUAAAUGUCCACCCCCUCCCUCAACACCACCUUUGAAUCAAGCAACGCCUCCUCUACCAAUAUCUACCAGUGAGAGUAGUAAGUGUCGUACUGUUCCCUUGCCCAGAGCAGAAAUAUCACCAGCGUCUCAUAAUAUUAAUGAAAGUCGAGGAUUACCUGGUGAUGGCCCUGUGGAAGGGCUGGCUGCAACACUUCAUGCUCGAUUUCUCAAUAGACCACAUCUUCCGACUAAGGUUAAGGAAGAGCCAGUUGAAGUACGUCCAGCUGAGGACGAACGCUUGAAACGUAAAAUGCGUUCUCCUCCUCCCGUAUCGGUCACCAUCCCACCAAAGAAGCAACAUUUAGACGGUCCCACCUCCAGUCCAUCAUCCGUUAUGACUCCGCCACCCUCCUUAUCUUCAAAUUCAAGUAAACCUUCCAUAAUUGUCAGUCAGCCUACAACCAGUCAACUUAAAACUGAACCUCCUGAAAAAAAGUCCGAUGAAUUUGAGAGAAGUGAUUCACCUCUACAGAAGUGGCAAGAUAAAGUCAAUAGUGGAUUUGAUAAACUAGUCGCAUUUGCCUCUGAAAUAGAAAAGAGAAGAAAGUCUACGGAGGCCACAUCUCCUAGACAAGAAGGAUUUGCUUCUCCUAGAUGUGGUGAGCGUCGUUCUCAACCCUUGUCAGAAACACCCAUUUCUUUAGAAAGGGAAACAAACUUUCGUUCUGUACAAGAGGAAGAGGGAAUGCGAGGAAGUGAUCCCACGGGACCCCCCUACUCCCCUCAUUCCCCAACACGACUUUCACCUAGCCCAUUACCCCUUGGUCGCCCACCAACGCCACAAUCACCCAGGCCUCCGGUACGGACACCACCCAUUUCUUCACCUCCCCCCACUCCAUCGCCAGACGGUUGCGAUGGAGGAUCACCAGGUUCUUUUCCCCCUCGAGGGGGAGAGACACCACCUUACCUUCCUCCAGAAUUGGAAACAACUCGUUUGGUCUCCUCAGUCCCUUCUUCCCAACAUGGGAUCUAUCACCAUCACUUCAAGAAGAAAUUUUAUCAUAAAGAGCGAAUGAGCCCCAUAGACGUAGAUCACUUGAACAAUCAUAAUCACACCCAUCAUGGCAAGUUCCGUCCUAAAGGAAAAGACUGGCAGUGGAGGAAUCAGUCAUCACAUCAUCAUAGAAAAUCCCCUCCAUCGUCGCAUCAGUUGGCACCCUACAACAGCAGUGCUCAUCAUCAUCACAAUCAUCAUCGUCACGGUUCUGCUUAUCAGUCAUCGGUACCAAGACAGCAUCAUAACCAAAUGGUAUCUACUGUGCCACCCCAGCGAUCACAGGGCCAGCCGCCACAAGGAUCCUAUUACCAUCACUGAAAAACAACUAAGGAGAACAGUUGUGAUUAACCCAGUGGGACAUAUUUAAAAACUGGGGAGACAUUGUCAUGUACAAGUAAAAUUCAAGCAUCUGUCAGAGGUCACAGGAAGUUGAAUAUCAUUAUUUUCCACAAUCACUGGAAGUGCUCCGUUGUGUCCAUAUGCAACAUGUUAUAGUAGGUUUAUUUAAGCUUUAUUUAUUUUAAAAACAUUCUAAUUGAGACAAAUGAUCAUCAGCAUUAGGUAUAUAUCAUUGUCUUGCAAAAUUCAGCUUUGAUUUUGAGAGUGAAUGUUUGAAAAUGUCAUGGGAAUUUCCUUGUGUAUUUAUAUUGCCGUAGCUCGGAAAUAACUCCUCUUGGAAUACACUGACGGCGGAGAUUCUGUACUUUAGUACAUGAUACAUGACAUGUACAGUAUUCAGUAUGUGUAUUCUGAGAUAUGUGUAACAAGAUUUUAGAUGCUUCCAGCUUUUUUUGAUAAGUAUGAUUUCAUGUGUAGAGUAAAAUCUUUCUUAAUCAGCUACGGUAAUGGAGACAAGGUAUAGCUAUAGAAAUAAACACUGCCUUAGUUUUAACAAUAUAGUUGUGAUUUUUUUUUUUUUUGUUCUUCUGUGAAUAUCAAGUUUUUAAUCCAUUUAUUUUUGUUAGUGCAGCCAGCAAGGUUUUAUAAUGAGCCAUGCACAGGAUUUUAAUUGAUGGAUAAUUUUUGUAUUACCCUUUCAGGGUAAGUAAUCAGUAGUUUGUUUUAGCAUCUUAUGUUUUUAUAAAACUCGAGGUUCUAAAAUCUAGAAUGUUAAUUGUCCCAGUUUCACUAAUACAGUUCAUUUAUCAGGGUACAAUUAUAAUUAUUGAUUUGUGGAAGUAGUUGUAUGACGUAUGAAAUUAUGAUAACUGAAUAGUUGCCAUAUUAAAAGUGUAUCUUGCUGAUUUCAGUAUUACUAAUACAACAAAACUCUUCUGUGCUUUAUCUAGCACAUUCUCCAAGAGUUAGUAAAAGGGAUCCAAGUUUACUGCCCCAGCUCAUUAUGUACCAGUAUAAGAGAAUAUACUAUAUUAUGGUGCACAACACUUUUCAAGAUCAUUUCAACUUGCAGUUUUACUAUCACUCAAUGUUCCAUAUGGCUCAUUUUCAGUUUCCAUGAUGUUGAAUGAUGAAAUUGUAUUGUGUCUUGAAAUGUGUGUUUCUAAAGAUCUUAGUUGGUGAUGGUGUCUGUGGAAGUCAGUCAAUCUUCAGUUUCCUCUCUGAUAGUGACGAAUAUGGUAAUGAGUGUUUCUGUGUCGUGUGCACUAUUGGGAUAUGCAUAAAGUAUCAGCAUGUGUUAACCAAUUUUUUUUUGGAUGUUGUUUUGAAUAUAGUGUAGGAAGAUGAAUGGAGUUGAUAACCUUUUUAUUAGAAGUAGGGUUGAAUAGUCAUACAGUUAACCCCUAGUAUUUGCUGGUUCAUUAUUUAUGGAUUUGCGUAUUUGCUGCUGUUACAAAUAUUGUUCCUUCAGGUCUUGAGUCUUUUGAACAGUAGGAAGGAAAUAAGCAAUGGAGAAGUUUUAAAAUUAAUUGAAAAUCCUUCCCAGGACUCCAAUAAAAUGAUUCAAUUUGUGGUUUUUAUUUUGUUUUUGCAGUAUGACCAAAGACUGCACAUUGGAAGGGCAUUUUUCAUGAAUUUUGGUAUAGUCCUAGGCUUAAAGUGUAUUCCCAGUAGAUGCUAGGGUUUGAUUGUCAUGCUUUUCAUUCAUUGUUAAAAAAAUGAGUUCUUGUUGGCUAAUCAUUUUAUUAGAAAAAUGAAAAAGUACCUGACAGGUUUUAGAACAAGUUGUCCUUGGCCUAAACUAGUGUUUAGAGUAGUAACCCAUUUGCUGUUUCAGUAGUCUGUCAUUAACUCAAACUGUCUGAUAACAAUGUUUCCAAAAACCUUGCGUGCUGCACCUUCCAGCUUUUUGUGGAAUUGAAAACAUUAUCUUCAAAAUUAUAGUAGUUAGGUAAUCAGUGUGGGGUAAAAAUGAUGGCCUGUUUACAUAUAAAGACAAAAUAGAGGAAUUGUCCACUUAAUGUGGUAGAAAAAAAAAAUUAUUUUUUAAGUUGAAUUAAUUGGCUUUUCAAAUCAAUUGACUUUAAUGCAAUUAGGGGUAGGUUUUUGAUGAAAUGUAGGCAUUCAAGUGUGACUAGAAUAUUACGUCAUUUCUAAGGAUGUGACCAUUCGGAUCAGAUCUUCACAUUUUGGGUGUAUUUCCCUAUUUUUAUCAUAAUAAAGUACAGAUUUUUUCCUCCCAAGCUGAAAUGGGCUCUUUAGAGAACUAGUACAUACUAGGAAUAUAGUUUGGCUCUGCUAACUUUCUUUUUUACCACAGGAAGGCUUGAUGAGCCAUGGAUUAAGAGAGCAUGUAAAGAAGAAAAUCAAUAUUGUUAAGACUUCCAUAAUGUUUUGCUUAUGUAUUUAUCAGUAUUAUAGCUUCUGGUGUUUAAUCUUAUUUUGAUAUCACAGAUAUAUUUAUGGAGUAGUCAGCUGAAGAGUUAUAUUAUACCGAUUGCACUGUAGUGUUUCAUAAUGGGUUGAGAAGUGUGCAACGAGUUUAGCACCUGCAAAAGUUACUGAUAAGUCGAAGUGUAAUGUGAUGACAUGUAUCUUGCAAACAGCAGAUGGGUUACAUUUUAGGUUUGGAUACAGUUUCACUCAGUUGACAUAAAGUAAUAAAUAUUUUUAAAAUGUUACAAACUGUGUUGAGCUUAAGAGUGAAGUGUGUGUUGCUAACUUGUAUAUUUCAGUAUCUAUUUAAUUAAAUGCACUGUAAAUAUAUGUAGUGUGUAUAUAUUACAUUCUUAGAUUGAAACAUUGUAUUUUUCAGAAUAAUGUAAAUAUGUCAUUUUAUGUUAUUAUCACAUCAGCAUUUUUUACAGCUUUUUAAAAAGUUCUCGACUUUUUGUGAGUGUCAGUAAAUCAUAAACUGUAUCCAGGUCAUCUUUUUGAGUUCCAUCAGCGUCAUAGGGCUAAAUUUGGCUUUACUUUUAAGUUGAAAAGGUAAAGAGAAAUAGUAAUUAUACAUAUAGUCAAAAGUUGGGCCAAGUAUUGAGAAAUAAUAGUUAUUUAUGGGCAAAGAGGAUAUGCUGUAUGUAUUAGUAUUACACUUGGUAGAUUGUUCUGAAUGUUGACUUAAAAGGAAAUUUUCUUGCUGUCACUAGGCGUGUAUGUGUGUGUGUGCAAGUUCAAAGCAUUCUCAUUGAUUCUUGUCUUACCUUUCAUUGGCAUGUGACUACCCUUAUCUGUAGAGUACACACAAAAAAUUUAUUCACUUUUAAAUACAGCACAAGCAAAACACUCUUCAGUGAAUUAAUUGGGCUUUAUAAUUAUGUCAAUAUUAUUAGGCUAUGCAUUUACAUUGCUUUGGCUCUGAAGGAAUUUUAAGGCUGUAAUGUUUAUAGGUAACAAUGAAAUAAUUUUGUGGCAUUAUUUUGAAGGAUAACAGUUGUUUACUUUUAUCCCUCCAAGGUUUAAAUGAAGUUAAAGCCAACUUUUUCUAGAGCAGAUGUUUCUUUCUGUGUUGCUAUCUCAUUGGAAUACUUGGGCAGAUGUUUAUGAGCUAGUCAGCUCUAAAAUGCAACUUGGUAAAGUUCCGUGUCAUUAAAAUUUAUUACUUUCAAAUAUCAUUUUAAUCCAAGUUGAGGUAGGGUGGCAGAUAAUUCAGUUAGUGUAGAGCAGAACAGGGAAGAAUGUGCCGAUUUCAUGUGUUUGCACCUUCAGACUAAAAUUACUUGGUAUGUAAUCAUAUCAAAUAGCAAAUUAUAUGUAACCUAGUUCUCACAUUUUCAUCACAAAAUUGAAAGGGGAAAAUAGGUUAUUUGUUUUAUGUGCAUGAAGAAUACCAAGCACAAAUUAUGUAUUUCCCUCAACUAACUUGGUAGUUCGUAGGAGGUAAACCGUAAGAAUUAACAUACCCCACGAAGAAUGGAUUUCACUUUUCUGUUGAUUUUAAUCUGCAUAGAGAAUAACCAAUAAAUGCCUACAUAUCACAUUCCAGGUAUAGUUUGAAUUUUUUCAUUUUUUUAUUUAUUUUUUUUUUUUUAUGAGAAAGACCUUGCCAAUCUUUUUUUAUUUGUGCAAUUGCUUUUUCUGGAGUGUAUAGCAGUCCUCAGCAUUCUGGACCCCUUAUAGUAUGCUCAUUCAUUUGUUUUUUUGUUGGCUAUCAAUAAACAUUAGGUCUUGAAUUUAUAGUUCUCAUCAAACAGUUGAAUUUAUAGAAGUAAAAACACUAUACUUGUUUUCAAAGUGAGUACGUGCCCAGUACCCUGACAUUUUAGUUUUCCAAAGCAAAUACAAUAAACUGAUAAAUAGAAAUUUUAUUUUAAAAGUAAUUUGAUCAAACUGUUUUUAAUAGAAUAUAUAUUUAAGAUUCAAUGAAUUCUAAAAAUAAAUAACAGUUUAUAAACAAUGUUGUGCAUUGGCUCAUUAACACAACCUUAUCCAGGAUAUUGGUGUGCUCAAACAUAUUUAUUUUUACCUAAUAUCUUAGUUUUUGUAUGAUAAUGGGUACUAAUGUCUUGAGGGUGAUUAUUUAUGAUGAGGCUUAUCAAAAUGUGAGUUGACUGUUUCUUUCUUUCUGUUCACUGUUUUUCUUACAUAACUCUCCGAUUCCCACUUACCAGUAAUGACUAAAAACUUGCUCUUGGAAAGAUGUUCUUCAGACAGGAUGUAUGAUGAAGAUUCUUGUGUUGGUAGAGCCCUAUGUUGAUAGGGCAUAGUAACCCUAAUUUAUGUUAUUGUACACUAAUUCAACAAAUUUUGUUUAUUUUAAACAAGGCUGCAUUAGUGUGGUGACCAUGGCGAGAAUUGUGAUAUCCAUGCGUGUGUGAAGGGUUUUAUCUAUUGUUUGUAGCUGUAGGUAACUGAUGCAAUCUUAUGCAAAUAUUUCAAGAAUUUUGACAUCUUCUUGUGUUUCUAAUAGGGAUAGAAGUGCUCUUAUUGGAGAAAUAAAAAUAUAUGUAAUUAUCCAUUAAUCUUUUAGUUAAAAAAAAAAAAAGAGAAAAUCUUAUAGCAUAACUUUUGAAACAGCUCUUAAACCACUUGUGUGUGCCAAAUAAUGCUGUACUUGUUUAAUAAACUAGUACAAUAUUCAGUGAGAAACACAGUUCAACAAUACUAACCCCUUUUAAAAAAAAAAAAAAAGCUAAGGUAAGAAAUGUUACCAAGGCUAGAUUUUUGGCUAUUAGUAUGAUUAUUAAUAUUACUAGACUAUCAGUGGAUUACUUGCUAAACUGCCAUUUAAAUAUUUUUUUUUAUACCGUUAAUAUAAUAUUGCAUACUUUAUUUUUUAUCAGAGUGACACUGGUAUCAGUCAGUUUUAGGGCAUUGAUUUCCAAGCUGAUUUUCAUAGUUUUUCUGAAUAUCGAGAUGCUUUUCAUUGCUAAAGUGAAAGGGUAUUCUUAAUUUUGUCUGAACAUUUGUUUUGGUGAAUUAUGUGGGGCAUCACUGGAUAAUAAAGGAAGUUCUUUGUGAAAAAUCAUUUUUGAAUUUGUACAAACUGGAUAUGUAAGAUAUUUCAAAAACUUUUCGGAAUCUAAUAGUUCAGUACAAAUGAAAACAUAUUCAGGUUUUUAGUCUAAUCCCUGGCAACAGCUAGAUGUCUGCACACAGCAAUGAAUUGCAGAUAUCUAAGCUCCCUGGGAUUGUUCUGUUGUGAGCUGUAGAGUCUGUACAUAGUUCUGCAUUGUAAACUUUAAGGGUCACCUGCAGUACAGCUGUAGACGUAAUCACCCACCUAUUUCCUUGAAUGAAUUCAUUGAAUAAUUGAUUGCUUCAGCUCUUGCCACAUUUUGUGUUGUAUCAUUGUUAGCACUUGGUUAAUGAGACUAUAAUUUCUAAAGAAUUUUUUAUGGGUAGUGAGACCUAGUUUAUGUAAAAAAAUAUUCAUGUUCUUGAAGAUGGCCAGGAAUAACCAUUACAUGAAAUUCUUAAGGAAAUAAUGCAAAUUUCAGUUCUUUAAUAUUGUUACAAUUGGUGUAAAAAAAAUUACAGUUUUUAAGAAACCUGCCUGGUAACUGUAAGAGUUAAUUCUUAUCAGUUUGCAGCAUAUUUGAUAGAUCACAUGUUUUAUGGUUUUACAUCAUCUAAAUCUUGUAGAGUGACAUUGGAGUGAAUAUUCAUUAGUAGUUAUUAUUACAGGAAUUUUGUUUGAUUUUUUAGGUAGCAUGAGAUUUCUUUAUAGUAUCUGGUUUGUUUUGGGCAGUUAUAUUAUUUUGUACAAGAAAUAUAAUCUGAAUGAGGAUAAGUAAGUGAAAAUAUAAUCUGAAUGAGGAUUAGUAAGUUAAGUUCUUUUUGGGCAGGAGGGAGAAUGAAAAGUUGUCAAAAUAAAAAGCUUUAUGGCCAUUAGCUUUGUCUACCUUUGUUUUGCUGUGUUUUGACAUAACUUUAAAAAAAUGGGGAAGAUUAAAAACUAUUAAUGACUCUACAAACAAUUGGGUAUCUUAUUGUUAUUCCAGUGGUGUUACUUUUACUUUUUAACAAUCAUGAUUUUGUUAUUUUAAAGAGGAAGAUGUUAUUUAAUAUUGCAAUUAGAAUGUACAAAAAAAUAUAUAUAUUUCAGUUGGUAUUCUUCAUAACUUGAUCCCAUUACAGUUACAGGCUUUAUUAAAAUGUUACAGUUUACCCAGUUAUUUAAGAUGUGCUCAUCAUAGUUCAUUCUAUAGUUUUGUUUGUGAUAUACAAGAAUUAUUUACUUUGUUGAAAAUGUUACGUAUAUGCGCCCUACGUAUGAUUUGUUAGAAAUGUAUUGUAGUUUUUAAGUAGUCAUGCAGCCAGUGAUCCUUUAGUGUAUAUCUUAGAUAUAUAUAGCAAAUAUAUAUAUAGAUAUAUAUAUACUGUAUAUUUCUGCUUCAAGGCUAAUUGCAUUUUGAUUGUUGGGUUUACAUCUACUGUCACCUUUCAAACUGCAGCUCCCUUCAAGCAGAACAUCAUUAUUGAGAUGAAGAGUGUAGUGGUGUACAUUGUGAAGUAGUAAAGUGCAACUUGCCCUACUGACAAAAAGACAAGGUGGUCAUCACUGGAUGCAACCUUUUUUUGAUAUACUGUAAAAACAUGACUGAUUUUUAUACCUCUUUUCACUGCCAUUCAUAAGAGCUCCAUGCCUUGAAUGCCUUUCUGUCAUCUGCAGCAGCAUUUUUAAAUUUUUUGAAUUUAAGCAUCCUUCUUUCACGGAUGGGAAAUGUGAAUAAACUGCCAAGUGAUACCUCUUGCAAAAGAAGGUUGCAUGUGUAUAUUGUCUCAGAGAUAUUGUAAAUAUGGCUUAUUAAGCUGAAAGCAACUGAUAGAAAGGCAUAACAGGCAAUCUGUAAAUAGUGUAAGAUAUUAAAAAGCGAUUUUUGUUGUGUUGCUGGUCACAAUCACUGAUCUCAAUGUGUGUUCUAAUGCCCCUGCUACUGCCAGUUAUUCCUCAUGGGUUUUAUCAAGUCACAGUAAAUUAUGUGCGUAUGUGUACUGUUAAAAUAGAUGGCCAGUUUGAGUUUGUUAAAACACACACUGGCAUGGGCUGUGUACAUUUGUAAUCAGAUUGGUAAUUUAGGGUUUUACUAUUUUUGUUCAAUGGAGAGAUUUAGAAAUAGUUAAAAUUUCCUAUUCAGUUGAUGUUCAUCCCUACAAAAAUUAACUUAUUGGUUAUACAACAGAACUAAAUUUAAGUAGCCAAAUUACAGAAAAGGAACCCAAUUCUAAAUUAAAAACUUAGUUCAGGUAACUGUGGUCUUCCUUUUUCACAUAAAGACAAAACUUGAAAUCUUGAUUUUGUGUGAAGCUGGUGUUUUGAUUAUGAUGGUAAUGUAGGGAUGAACAGUGAUAUAUGUUAUAUCCUAAGAAUCAAAUAUUGUAAUUAUAUGUGAUCCAUCCAUUUUUGUAAGUCACUUCUCUAGUUCCAAAGAAAAUUAUUUGAAAUGAGGACUUAAAGUUCUGUGUGCUCGAAAAAAGAAAUAGCAGGAACUUGCAAAUAUAUAAAUACCUUGUAUAUCGAUAUACAUUCAGGUCAUAAAUCUGUGAAGGAAAACAUUUAAUGCAUUGGAAAACCACACUAAGAAGCUAGUUUUGUUUCUUACCAUCCUGUGGUAGAGUAGGAUUUCAAAACAUGGAUUUCUGAAGGUUUCAACGUUUUACUGAAAAUUUAUAAAUCCCUUAGUUUCUGAAUUGGAUUAACUAAGCACAAGUCCAUCUUUUGAUCUGCUACACUAGUUUGUCCAUAUGUGGUUUAAUCACUUGUGGGAUCAUGACUGUAAGUACAAAAAUUUUGCCCUACCUGUACUUAAUGUAAAAUUUCAUUUUGCAGUGUAUUACAGAUAGCAUUCAAGAUAUUCCAUGAAGAGCUUAUUGGGAUGGAAAAAUUUAUAUUAGGGGUUAACUAUUGAAAAUAAACUAUUCACUUACCAGACUUGGCAGUCAGGGAAUAGCUUGCAUGCUAUCAGGAAUAUACAUUCUUUGGUUCUUAUCCAUGUCUUGUAAAAUUGUAUCCAUUGUUCAGAAUAAAAUUCUCAAUUGUUUUUAUAAA